Chiroxiphia lanceolata (lance-tailed manakin) is the source of this 1292-nucleotide messenger RNA. RefSeq names its product coiled-coil domain-containing protein 81-like. The record is from RefSeq and is a predicted model, not a curated record. Gene Ontology annotation, cellular component: centrosome. Bases 33 to 1292 code for a protein of 419 amino acids. Lineage: Eukaryota; Metazoa; Chordata; Aves; Passeriformes; Pipridae. The transcript is spliced from 9 exons.
UCCACAGGGUGACCACCUCUGGCACUGAGAACAUGGCUGUGGCCACUCAGGAUCAAACUGGCAACGUGAGCCAGACCAAGAUGGACUUUUGGGAUGGGAUGGAGUCUGUCUUCAUGAUGCCCAACAUCACCCCCACAGAGCGAAGGGCUGUCUGGAGUGCAGUGUCCAGAUACGUCCAACGGCAGCUCCUGCAGCACAAGGGGGUCCGAGUUCCCACCCUUGGCUCCUUCGAUGUGGUCCACACAGAGACCCCCGUGGGGGACAGGACUGUGACUCUCCAGAGGCCGAUGUUCUACCUGGCCAGGAACCUCGGGGGAGUCUCCAAUCUCAUGGACAACAACAUUGACCUGACUGGGGAUAAGCCACUGGAGCCUCUCAAAUACGCUGAGGUGGCCGUGGAGGCCUCUGUGUCCCGGAGGAAAGCAGAGAGCUGCAUCCUGGGCACCACCUCCCUGCUGUACCACUGCCUGGCCAAGGGCGAGAGCGCCGCCUUCAUCCUCAGGGACGUGGGCGUGCUCCUCAUCGAGGGCAGGAGGGCACACAUGAGGUUCUACCCUGACUUCCUGGAGAAGAUGACUGGGAAGAACAUCCAGGACAGGGCUACACUCAAGGUUCUCCAGCAGCUGGACCUGGUGGUGUCCCGGGAGGUGCCCGUUGCUUCCCUGGCGUUCACGAGCCGCAUCCUCAUCUUUCCCGAGUUUGAACCGGCGAGUCUGCCCCUGUCACUGCUCAGGGACCAUCUCAGGGCCUGGAGAGAUGUCCCUGGUGGGGACAAAGGGAAGCAAACAAAGAGUUUGCCACCUGUCGGGCGAGGCACGGAAGGGAGAUUUCCUGGCCUGGCUGUGCCCUCUGGCUCCACCACUAAGGCAGACAAGCAGCCCUGGCACGAGGGGGAUGAGGAGAUGAAGGACAGCUCUGGGGUCAGGAUGUGGCCCCAGACCCCUCCCAGCCUGUUGUGUCCUUCCAGGAAGCUGCCAGUGAUCCCAGGGGCUGCUGCUGCUGGAAAAAAGCAGUCUGGGACUGACCAAGCCAAGGGCAAACCCACCCCCAAGGGCCAAGGGGUCUCUGUCGUGCUGGCACCAGGCCCUGAGCCAGCACAGGGACUCAGACCACGGCCUGAGGCCUUCUGGUCGGUGCUGAAGGAGCCCCAGAAGAGCAUUUUGGCGGGAUACAGGUUCGAGCCCUCCCUGUUUGUGCCCCCCCUGCUCCCUGAGGGGCCCCCAGCCCUGAGGUCCCCCGUGCUGAAGAAGACAGAGGUGGUGGCCAGGGGGCUGUGGCCGUGGAUGGAGUGA